Messenger RNA from Paramecium tetraurelia, 210 nucleotides. RefSeq lists its product as uncharacterized. NCBI's taxonomy places the organism in Eukaryota, Ciliophora, Oligohymenophorea, Peniculida, Parameciidae. The record is from RefSeq and is a predicted model, not a curated record. The transcript has a single exon.
AUGGGUUGUUCAUAAACUAAGACAAAAUAAUCAAUAUUGGCCAAUCAAAAUUAUUUGUAAUCUAUCCAGAAUGAGGCUAAGACUUAAUAAAAUUUCGAGAAGGACAAUGUUAAAUAUAAUAUUCUGAAGAAUCCUAUUAUAAGAAGAAGAACUGAAAGAAAAAAUAAAUUACCUAACACUACAGCUUGUACUCCAACUUCGAUUUAAUGA